This is a messenger RNA of Microstroma glucosiphilum, 1386 nucleotides long. Its product is annotated as ATP11-domain-containing protein. NCBI's taxonomy places the organism in Eukaryota, Fungi, Basidiomycota, Exobasidiomycetes, Microstromatales, Microstromataceae. Gene Ontology annotation, biological process: mitochondrial proton-transporting ATP synthase complex assembly. The coding region runs from base 1 to 1386 and encodes 461 amino acids. The record is from RefSeq and is a predicted model, not a curated record. The transcript is spliced from 2 exons. Gene Ontology annotation, cellular component: mitochondrion.
AUGUCAUUGCCACGCCUCACACCAAGCAGCCUCUUUGGAGCUGUCAGAGCCUUGCCACUGGCCGCUCGUUCCUCGGCAGGCCUGCCAGCUCGCCAUCCCCUCUCCACCUCCUCACGCCGACAGGCGUCAGUGGCAAGCACCGACCCAUCCGAAAUCGCCUCCUCGUCUUCUUCCUCUUCGCAGCAUCGCCAAGACGGAAGGACGCCUCUGCAGGCCAGAAAGGCGCAGAAUGUGAAGCCUCAGGAUCGGAGAUCGGCAAUUGAGGAUGCAAAGGAGCGCAAAUUUAGACAGUAUGAGAAGAUGCUCAAGGCCAAGGCUGCACAGGAGGGAGUCUCAUCGAUAGAAGAGCUGGCUGCCAAGCGUCGAGCCGAGCGAGACGCCAGCCUCGCUGCGACUUUGGGCCUCAAGCCUCCAGCGCCUGCCUCGACUAAGACGGAGCAACGGGAUGCCGAUCUUGCCGCCCGGAUUCGUGAGAGGGCAGAGGCAGAGGCGAAGCGCAAGUUGGAGUCAGGCGAGCUCAACAGCAAUCCCAACGGCGACAAGAGCCCUAUCAAGCCCCUCUCGUCUAUCCUGGAUCUGCAUAAGCUCAAGGACGAGCCGGCGGAGAAGAUUCGGGACCUUUGGACUGGAUAUCACACGAUCAAGAACAAGCUCUCGGCCGUGAUCCCUACAGAGGUGUACGAGAGGCUAGUACGCAACGCAAAGCAAUACCCUCAAUUCGUGCUGCCUCUGCCAAGGACGAUCGUUGGCUCUGAGUCGGAUCAGAACAUUGCCCCUGGGGAGCAAAAGCAGGGGUAUGAGAUGCAAUUCAUGGAGUGGGGAUUCCUGCCUCCUCCACCCCCGCCUCCUUUCUCCCCAGCGGACAACAAGCACGCUUCUCCUCCACCGACGACGGUGCUCUUCACUCCUCUUGCUGAAUACAAGUUGCGUCAGGAGUUCGCCCAGCCCCUGCUUGUGCUUACGCACUACACGGAUCUGGCUAGGGACAAGGGCAUUGUUCUUAUGCGCGGCGAUAUUACCUCGAGCGAGGAGGUUGCUGCUGCGCCCAUGGGAGUCGUAGCUGCCGAGCAAGCCAAGGCGCGUGGUGCCUCUGAGGAGGAGGUGCAGCGCCUGAGGGACGCACCUGUUCAAACGCAGGCAUUGCAACAAGGUAGCGAAAGUGGUGGAGAAGCGGCAGGGAGAAUGAGCGAAAAGGACGCUCAGCUACUGGCUAUGACCAUGCAGCGCUUCUACCUCCCUGCUACUUCGUCUUCGACCAGCAGUAGCUCAUCGACAAAGAGCGGUGACGCCUCGGCGCUGGAGCGUGAGAGGCUAUUGCGUGAUUUCCACGAGGACAAGGAGGCAUUCAGUGUACAGAAGCUCUGCGAAGUUGCUUUCACUUUCUAG